This is a messenger RNA of Harpia harpyja (harpy eagle), 2064 nucleotides long. RefSeq names its product C-C motif chemokine 21-like. Gene Ontology annotation, cellular component: extracellular region. The record is from RefSeq and is a predicted model, not a curated record. Gene Ontology annotation, molecular function: CCR chemokine receptor binding; chemokine activity. The transcript has 4 exons. Bases 54 to 413 code for a protein of 119 amino acids. Gene Ontology annotation, biological process: immune response; neutrophil chemotaxis; inflammatory response. NCBI's taxonomy places the organism in Eukaryota, Metazoa, Chordata, Aves, Accipitriformes, Accipitridae.
CAAGGCAGCAGUGCGUGUCCUGCUCCCCAGCCUCACCGAGCUCAGCACCCACCAUGGCUCUGCGUCUCCUCCUGCCGCUGCUCCUGCUGGCUGCUACCCUCCUCAUUGCCCAGGCUCAAGGCAUUGGCAGCUCAGCCUCAGACUGCUGCCUGAAGAACAGCCGGAAGGCUAUCCCCAGCAACUGGGUGAAGUCCUACAGCCUCCAAGGACCUGAGUCUGGAUGUUUGCUGCGUGCUGUCGUGUUUACCACCAAAAAGAGCAAGAAAAUCUGUGCCUCUCCCACCGACCCUGCUGUCCAGAAGCUGAUGCAGAACCUGGACAAGAAGGUCAAGAAUGACAAGCAGGCCAAGAAGAAGGGACAGUCCCCACGACCCAGGGGCAGACCCAAGCGGCAGAAGCGGCAGCGGGUCUAAGUCAGGCCUGAAGAGGACGGAUGCUUUCCCGACUGAUGACCGACCCACCACCCGGCAAUCGACAUCCACAGACCACCCACCCACCUGCCAGCCCCGGGGCGAGGAUGGGGCUGGCCGACGGGGCUGCCCUCUGCUCUGCAGCCCCCCUGGCACUGCCAUGCCUGCCGCAGAGAUCCCCCCAGCCAGGACCCCCUGGACCGGCUGGGUGCUCUCGGCGGCUGGGUAGCACCCAGGUCCUUGCUCGCCCCAUGGCCACGCCAGCAAGGAUCUGGACCGGCGUGGGAGUUGAGCUGAGGGGGAAGUGGGCACCAGAGGGGAUUUCUGUAGCCUGGCAGGAUGGCAGCUUUUUCUAUGACUUUUUUUUUGGGGGGGGGGGGGGGUAUACAUUUGUAUUUAUAUUUAAAGGCUGUGCUUUCAUUCAGUCUUCCUGGAAGGCUCUACUUCUGGCUCCUUGUGCUUCACAGAGUACCCUUUCUGCUGCAGGCUGGCUUUUCUGGAAGAUUGCUCUUAUUUUUCUACCAAAGAAAUGAUGGCUGCAGUUCAUUUCCCUCUCACCUGUUUGCUCCUUUUCAGCUUGCAGGGCUGUGGGUUGCCAGACAGAUCCCACGUCCCCAUGGUCCUGCCUGGGCUGCUUGCUGGGCGCUUCCUUGCAGGGCAAUUAAUAGCAGCUGAGAUGGGGAGUUUGGAGACAGCAGGGGUGACAGUGUGGCUGUAUAUCUGGGCUGUUCUAGGCUUUCCCUUCAGAUUUUAGAGCACUGUUGCAGUGUAGUUUGGAGGAAGAUAGUCAGGAUUUGUACCUCGGAUUGUUUAAUUUUUUUUAGGUACAAAAUUGCAAUGAAAUCAGAAGAAAUUGUUAAUUCUAGUGGAAUUUUACCCUUUUAUCUCCCUUGGUUUUGCUGUUAUCAGAGAUUCAGAUAUUAUUAAGCCAAACGCUUAGUUUUCUGGGAAAAAAAAGAAACCCUCAUAUACUUUCUUCCCACGUCUGAAAAGCCCACAUGGUGAAAACUGCACGUGAGGCUGUUCAGGUGGGGGAAUAGAAGACUUUGCAAAAUCCACUGCAGACACGCCGCAGCCGUUUGAGAGUAGCUCUAUUCCAAACCUUUAGUAAAAUGAGAAGUCAGUAACCCAAGGACACCAUUAGGUGAGACUGCAAGUAGCGGAGGGGACAGACCUCUGGGACAGGGCUAGCGGGGAAAUGGCAUCUCUCCUGUGCUUGCAAACCCCCACCAGCAUGCUGAGAAGGAGCAGGCUGAACAAUUCUACCGCAUCUGUAGUGCUGUCUGCUUGCGGAGACUUCAGACGUGGACUUUGGUCAGUAGAGGUCUAGUUAGUCAUAUAAUUGCAAUAAUAGGCUUUGCGGGGCUUAACAGUAUCAGCAAAGGCUGUGUGUUGGCUGGAGUAAAGCUUGUAGCUGAGUGUUUCUAUCAAGCACAUUUAUCUGGCUUGAGUGCUUUAUUAGGUGGGCAUUUAGGUCUAUUAUUUUAAGGCUGUGUAAAGAAACUGUGAAGUCCAAGAUACCAGCCCUGAGUACGGGACAAGUGCUGAGCUGGCUCUGUGCUGCUUUCUCCUCCACGUGGGAGCAUGUGGCUGUCUGCCAGAUCGGCUUUUGGACAGGAUGUGAGGCAAUAAAAUAUAUCCUUUACAACCAAAA